This is a messenger RNA of Exophiala oligosperma, 906 nucleotides long. RefSeq lists its product as uncharacterized. Gene Ontology annotation, molecular function: acetyl-CoA hydrolase activity; coenzyme A diphosphatase activity. The record is from RefSeq and is a predicted model, not a curated record. The transcript has 2 exons. Lineage: Eukaryota; Fungi; Ascomycota; Eurotiomycetes; Chaetothyriales; Herpotrichiellaceae. Gene Ontology annotation, biological process: coenzyme A catabolic process. Bases 1 to 906 code for a protein of 301 amino acids.
AUGGCUCCUCUAUCGCCAGCAUCAGCCGCGGCUCUUGAAAGACUCAGACAGUACAAGCCGCCGGAAACGGUAUGGCCUGCAAUGCCAUUGUCGCGCAAAGCUGCAGUCCUGAUCCUUCUUUUUGCCGACCCCUCGGGUGAGCUGAGGGUUGUCAUUACCAUGCGAGCGAGUACCCUGAGUUCAUACUCUGGACAUGCAGCACUACCAGGAGGGAAGGCAGAAGCAGGAGAAUCAGCAUUUGAAGCGGCUAGACGGGAAACAUCCGAAGAGAUUGGUCUUCCCAGACGCGAGAGUGCACUACCUCCUCCCUUUAGAGUCGAACACCUUUGCGAAAUGCCCACAAACCUGGCCAAAACAGAACUUGUUGUCCGUCCUUGCGUCGCAUUUCUUCACUCUUAUGAUCCCGAGACAGGGCUUGACGCGAGCGUCGCAGAGAGACUCCUCCCGAGGCUAGACGCUCGAGAAGUAGCCGCCGUCUUCUCUGCUCCAUUCCGAAACUUCUUGUACCAUCAAGAUCUACCUAAUCAGGAGAACCUUCCUGGUGAUCCAAGUGAUUGGUAUAAAGGCGCUUGGACCGACUGGCAUCAGAAUCAAUGGCGUAUGCACAAUUUCUUUGUCCCAGUAACAAAUCAAAUCGUCUCGAAACCGAAAAGGAACAAGGGACAAAAGGCUACCGCCGACCACCUGGAUAAAUUAUCCAGGUACCGAGUGUUCGGUAUGACUGCGAGGAUCUUGGUCGAUGCUGCACGUGUCGCCUACCACCAAGAGCCCACGUUCGAGCACAACAGUCAUUUUGGCGAUGAGGAUAUGAUAAACCGUCUACGCAGAGUUGGACGAUUAGGAGACAUAAGACGACCAACCGAUGAGCUUACCAAAGAAGACCUGGUCAAAGCUGCAAAUUUAUGA